CCAUGAUCUACAUAUGUACAAAAAAGAUAUGUCAAAAAUCAGCUGGGGAAGGUCAUUUGUGAACUAGUCAGUGGUCGAUAUACAAACAGAAUGCUAAAGCCAAAGGCGUUAACUCAGGUUCUGAGCCAAGCUAAUACUGGCGGUGUGGAAAAUACAUUAUUGCUUAACCAUGAAGGUGCACUGUUGGCAUAUAGUGGAUAUGGAGACAAAGAUGCUCGAGUAACUGCAGCCAUUGCAAGUAAUAUAUGGAGAGCUUAUGAGAAGAAUGGCCGAAAUGCUUUUAAAGAAGAUCGGCUGCAGUUAGUACUAAUGGAAUGUAUGGAAGGGAAAGUGGCCAUUACCCAAGUUGCUAAUCUCCUGUUAUGCCUUUAUGCAAAAGACACUGUUGGAUUUGGCCUCCUCAAACAAAAGGCACAAGCCCUGGCUGAAUAUUUGGAUGGACCUCUGAAGCAAGUUGCAACAUCCUGAUCAAUCCAUAUUCUGAAUGUGAAUAAGAUUAUGGUUUGGACUUUUAAAACAGAUGGAAGUUCACACAUAAAACAUGGAUGGUUUUUGAAGAUGUUAUAAUAUUGUGUGUGAAUUACAGUUUUGUCUCAACUGCUAAACUGUUGUUGUUCAUAUGUAUUUCAUGUAAGUAAUGUAUUAAAACAAUCAAUAUAAACAACA
Molecule: messenger RNA, 666 nt
Organism: Zootermopsis nevadensis
Lineage: Eukaryota; Metazoa; Arthropoda; Insecta; Blattodea; Termopsidae
Gene: Lamtor2
Product: Late endosomal/lysosomal adaptor, MAPK and MTOR activator 2
Biological process (GO): positive regulation of TOR signaling
Molecular function (GO): molecular adaptor activity; guanyl-nucleotide exchange factor activity
Source: RefSeq, a predicted model, not a curated record